AUGGACGACAUCUUGCAUGAAUUGAGCUCACUAAUCCAGACUCAUCCCGUAAUUGACAAUCAUGCGCACAAUCUUCUCGCCGCUGAGAACGUACUCGACUAUGAGAAGUAUCCGCUAGAAUCAAUAACUUCGGAAGCUGCAGGUGAAGCCCUCAAGCAGGCACCCUAUACCCUGUCCCACCGCCUUGCUAUUAAGCAACUCGCGACACUAUUUGACUGUGAGCCAACUUGGGAGGCAAUCAAAGCUACGCGUCAUAAGCGUGUUACUUCAGACUAUCAGCAAUUAGUACAGCAAUGUCUUGAUGGGACCUACUCACUAUUGUUGGAUGAUCUGUUGACAGAACAUGACAUUGAAGAUUAUAAAUGGCACAAUCAGUUUAUAGAUUCACCGUCGGGCACGAGAAGAAUCGUGCGAAUCGAGGCCGUUGCGUCACAAAUCCUCCAUGAGGUUUGGGGCCCUGCAGCCGUACUUCUUGAAUACUCCAAAGGAAGCGGAGGAAUCCAUAGAUUCAUACGCGAAUUUUGCGAAAGAAUUAGCCAAUCAUGCUCGGACCCCAUCGUGGCUGGGUUUAAGUCAGUUAUUUGCUAUCGAAGUGGACUGAAUGUCAAAAUAGACGAUGAUAAGUCACAUUCUGAGCUUGACGAUAUGCUGUACAAUAUAGUCAUGAACGAGCCCUCGCUUCGUAUUGCAGAAAAGCGAAUGAAUGACUUUAUAUUGAGGAUGGCUCUAGCAACCAUUCGAGACACGGCAUUCCAAGAUGGCUCCAAGCCAAAGCCUAUACAGUUCCAUACUGGCCUGGGCGAUAAUGAUAUUGAUUUGGUCCUUGCGAACCCGGCGUAUCUCCAACCACUUAUCGAGAGAUAUCACGAUGUCGAUUUCGUCCUUCUUCACUCAUCGUAUCCGUAUACUAGAGAAGCCGGAUACCUUGCUUCCGUCUAUCCAAAUGUUUACCUUGAUCUCGGUGAGGUUUACUCAAUGGUUAGCAAAGACGCAGAACUUGCUAUCCUGCGGCAGAGCAUGGAAUUGACACCCACAAGCCGUCUGCUCUGGAGUACGGAUGGCCAUUUCCAUCCGGAGACAUACUGGUUAUCGAAUAGGCAAUUUAGGGAUACGCUGGAUACGGUCUUGGUUGAUCAUGUCAAACAAGGCGUACUGACCGUUUCAGAAGCCAAAGAAGCGGCCGCGGACAUACUGUUCAACAAUUCGAACAAAUUGUAUGACCUCAAGCUGACCCCACCAAAACUAGUCAAGGAGAAAGGCAAGCAUAAUACGAAUGAUCUAGCCGUUGCCACUUAUACUAGAGAUCUGGAUGAAUUGGCUAUCCAAAAUCCAAACAUGAUAGUCUGGAUGCAAUGGGUAGAUUACACGGCCACAAUCCGCGCACGCAUGUUUCCAAUCCGCGAAUUUCAAAAGAUCGUCAAAGGACAACGUCGAAUUGGCCUCACGCUGGCUGUCCUACACCUGCUACAAGACGAUACUCUUGCUCCAGGUGGUAUCGCCACAGGUCAAUUUUAUAUGAGACCCGAUCUGUCUUCUCUGCAUAAGAAUGCCGCUCUCAAGUCCAACAGUGCCACUGUGAUGACAUUUUGGGAAGACGAGAAAGGCGGACAACUGGAAGGUUGUCCACGUAUGACCCUGCAGCGGAUUGUCACCGCUCUGAAUCCAAUCCAAGUGACGUUUGGCUUUGAGAUAGAAGUUGUAAUUCUUCGACGCCAUAUAGAUGGUACCUGGAACCCUCUUACAAGAAAUCAUUCCUGGUCAAAUAUGACAAGUGAUAUUCGCCAAAAUGCUCUCCAAUUUCUAGAAGAAAUUGUGACAACUCUAGCCAGUAUAGAUAUCCACAUCGAGCAAUUCCAUGCUGAGUCCGCUCCCGGACAGUUCGAAUUCAUUCUUCCUCCUGCUUCGCCUCUGGAGGCUAUCGAUACCCUCCUCAAAGCUCGACAGACAAUCCAGAAUGUCGCGGAAAUGAAUGGUUAUCGCGCCACCCUUUACCCACGCCCAUACCCCUUCUCAGCAGGUACAGCAUCGCAUGCACAUUUCUCAAUCUCACCAACCACCGAAGAAGAGCCUUUCCUAGCCGGAAUCCUCGCCCGUUUUUCAGCUAUAACAGCUUUCUCCUUGUCGCAAGAAGUGAGCUAUGAGCGUGUUGCUUCAGGUGUUUGGGCAGGUAGUGAGUGGGUAACAUGGGGCACACAAAACCGAGAAGCGCCAAUACGCAAGAUUAGUGCAGGUCAUUGGGAAUUGAAACAGAUCGACGGGCUAGCAAAUAUGUAUCUUGCCAUGGCUGCGCUGCUUGCGGCUGGAUAUCUAGGGAUCGCGCAUUCCUUGUCCUUGACCCACGAGGAUUGUCCGGUUGAUGCGUCAACGCUGUCUACUGCGGAAAGACAACGGCUUGGUAUUACGGACCAGAUUCCGAAAACCCUGGAAGUAAGUCUGAGAGCGCUGGAGGAGGAUGAUGAUAUGUGUGCUAUAUUAGGCGCAGGAUUUGUGAUAAAGUAUAUUGCUGUAAAGCGAGCGGAGGCAAACAAGUUGGCAGCUAUGAAGGAUGAUGAGAGGAAGGCGUGGCUUAUAGAGCGAUAUUAA
Talaromyces marneffei is the source of this 2583-nucleotide messenger RNA. RefSeq lists its product as uncharacterized. Lineage: Eukaryota; Fungi; Ascomycota; Eurotiomycetes; Eurotiales; Trichocomaceae. Gene Ontology annotation, molecular function: hydrolase activity; glutamine synthetase activity. The transcript has 2 exons. Bases 1 to 2583 code for a protein of 860 amino acids. The record is from RefSeq and is a predicted model, not a curated record.